AUGAGAAUUACAGGCAGGGCAGAAGAACAAAUGCAUGAUUUUCAUAGCUUUGGAGGAGCUUUUGGAAAUGCUUUGGGUAUCAAUUUGAUGGAUAUCUCCGAGUUGAUGCGCAACAACGAUUCCAUUCUCAACACAGAUCCCGUUCGUAACACCGACUUCAUUCGAGAAAACGAUUUCGUUAUGUCUUCAUCGGACCACAACAAUAUCUCCGAAGAUGAGGAAGCAUCGGAGUCCGAGUAUAGUGACGAGGAAGAUUUGGACAUGGAAGAGCCUUUGAGGGUUGCCGAAGAUGUAGCGCCAUUGCUUCUUCGCUCACCUUCAUCACCGCCAUCAUACUCACCACCCCCAACACCAUCUUGA
Molecule: messenger RNA, 360 nt
Organism: Botrytis sinoallii
Lineage: Eukaryota; Fungi; Ascomycota; Leotiomycetes; Helotiales; Sclerotiniaceae
Exons: 1
Coding region: 1-360 (119 amino acids)
Source: RefSeq, a predicted model, not a curated record